AUGCAGCCGAACCGCAAACGCCCGGCGCCCGGUGCAUCGCCAUUGGCUCAGCACAACAUGUCUGCGCCGUCGAGCUGGGACCCACCGCAAAUGCCUUUCCCGACAGACUACAAUGCCAACUUUGACUAUCCCCUCCCCGACAGCGGCAACCAGUCCUUUGACUUUUCCUCGGACCCGUCACUCUUCGGUGCACAGCAGUUCAACACAUUCAACACCAAUGCGAGCAGUGUCAACGCCAACAACAAUCUGCCGGUGCAGUCCACCGAAAUCGUGCGGCGGCCGCGCAACAACCAGCUCGCACAGCAGCAGCACUCGCAAUAUGCCGCGAGCAACAUGAACAACCACUCGCAGACUCCGCAAGAUGAAGAAGAUGAGCCCGACGAGGCUACUGUUCAGGCCAUGGUUGCUCAGGCAAAGAAGGGGGAUGGCAAUGGCAAGAGGAAGGACAUUCCGCCGUUUGUGAAGAAGCUCAGCAACUUCCUCAACCAGGAAGACCGCACCAAUCUCAUUCGGUGGUCGAGCGAUGGCAAGUCGUUUGUCGUGCUGGACGAGGACGAGUUCGCGCGCACCAUGAUCCCAGAGCUCUUCAAACACAACAACUACGCCUCAUUCGUGCGUCAACUCAACAUGUACGGCUUCCACAAGGCUGUCGAUAUCAAAGACGGAUCUCUGCAUCAGUCAGAACUGGCGAGAAGUAACAAGAAGCCGCCCAGCACGUACAAGCACAAGUACUUUCAAAGAAACCGCCCGGACCUGCUGUGGCUCAUCUCAAAACCUAACGCCAAAGCGAAUAACAAGCGGCCGAAGCGCGAGGGAAAGGAGGGCUUCGACAGCGACGAAGAGCGCUACAACUCGCCGGUUCCAGAUGGCCGGCCUCAAGCUGGGUUGGGAGGCGCAGGUGGAACUCAAGAUGUCAUGACGCUUCCUCGGAAUGAGCUGAAUACGUUGAAGCAAGAGCUUGCCAAACUACAACAACAGCAGAGCAUGAUAUCCUCAAUGAUCACCAAACUCAAACAGCAGAAUGAUCAAUUCUAUCGGCAAGCAUCGCAAUUUCAAAGCCUACACGACCGGCACGAGAACUCCAUCAACGCGAUCCUUACUUUCUUGGCAACAUUCUACAACCGUAGUCUGGAAGAUCCAGAUGGACAGAAUCUGGUGAACAUGUUCAGUAACGUCGGUCCGAACAAUCAGCCUCCACAAGGUGGUGUGGUUGAGGAGUUCAACGAUGGUACCCCGGACAACACAGACACUCGACUUCAGCGAUACGUAAAACGGCCACAACUACUUCUCACAGGCUCACAGUCUUCGCCUUCACCUGGAUCUCUCCAACCUGGCCAGACUUCGACCACACCAAACUCUAAUCGCCGGUCGAACAGCCCGCCAAACAACAUAGCCAAACGCGAAAGUUCCGCGAGCGUCCCACCACUUGCGCAAUCUCGCAGCCCUGCCAUCACCAAUGACGCACCAGAUGUAAUGACAGGCAAUGACCAGCUCACCAGCGCUUUUCAAGGAAUCAACCAGUCACACGGGCAUUCUUCUCAACUUAGUGGCGAUGGCAGACAGCAGUUUAUGGAUGUGCUGAACCAAGUCGGUGGUGGCGGAAAUGGAGGUCAGCAGCAUAUUCAAGACAUGCAUGAUACUGUGGUCGAGAACAGCAAUCAGCUCGCCGCCUUGGGCAAUCAGCAGAGGAACAUUGAUGAGGGCAUUCGGAAUGUGCAGGAAAAGCUUCAGCGCAUCGGUUCGGGUUUCACGCCGCCUUUGCUGCCAGAUUCUGGGCCGGACUUCGGUUUCCCUGCGUUUGGUGUCGAUGGUCAGCAGGCUCCAAAUAGUCAACUUGAGUUUGACGACUUCCUCAACAGCCUUGGCAAUGACGGGACCGAUAAUCCUCCCCCAGCAAACGACUUCUUCCCCGAGGGGCAAACCAUCGAUCCUGCGUUUGAAGACUUGUUGAAUGAAUCUGCGCAAUAUGACGGAAAUGAGGGUAUGUUUGGAGGAGGAAGUGGCCUGGGGUUUGAUGAUGCGAGCUCGACGCUGGAACCCGGAGCAUUGUAUGGGCAGCAGGGGAGGGUGGAAAGUCUGAAUAGUAGUUCAGCUGCCAGUCCUGCUGUUGGAACGCUGGAUGGCGAUGGCGAUGCACCGGAUCGGAAAAGGUUGAGAACUGGGUAA
Messenger RNA from Ramularia collo-cygni, 2166 nucleotides. RefSeq lists its product as uncharacterized. The record is from RefSeq and is a predicted model, not a curated record. Lineage: Eukaryota; Fungi; Ascomycota; Dothideomycetes; Mycosphaerellales; Mycosphaerellaceae. The transcript has a single exon. Bases 1 to 2166 code for a protein of 721 amino acids. Gene Ontology annotation, biological process: regulation of DNA-templated transcription. Gene Ontology annotation, molecular function: sequence-specific DNA binding; DNA-binding transcription factor activity.